GCUGUCUGUGAACGCCAACAACGUGCUGCAUAUCAAACUGGUAAAAAUGCUACACUGCAACGGACGUUGAUUGCUAAUAUCGCAAUAGCCAAACAUCACACCUGCACUGCAUCAAUGAGCCAUCGACAGUAUCAGCAGGAGCCCCAUCAACAGACACCGGAACGGAACGGUCACAGUCAUCAGGGCAUUAUGGAUAUACGCAAUCUUUGCCAGCGCCUGGAUGUCGAUCAUCUGAAAGCCAAGCUGACAGCGCUGCCACAGUUGAAGCUGCCGAAAUCGUUGCCCAAGCUGCGCGCUGCACGUCGCAUCUUUCGCAGCUCGCGCGGCAAUGGCAGCGGCAAAGAGGCGCCAGCUGCAGGUGCAGCUGCAGAGCUGCAAUCCGAGGCGUCGGGCCUGGCGCAGGCACAGUUCAUCAAUCGGACGCCACAGCGCAUAUCGACAAUUAGCUCGCUGAUGCAUGAGCAGGCGGCGCCGCAGCAUCUGCAACCGAAUGCUGGCAGCACCUACCGCAGCGCUGGCAGCCUGGACGAUGACUAUUAUGCGCCAUAUGGCACAGCAGCACGUGCGUCACGUCCAAUUAGUCCCGUCAAAAUGCCACCAACAUUGGCCCUUGGCGACGCAGCGAUGGCGAUGGCAAUGCCGACGCCGACGCCGGCGCAGACGCAGACGACGACACUGCGUAACGGCAGCAGCCUGACGCAGCGCCUACAACGGGGCUACAAGAGCCUCAGCAAGCUGCGGCUGAAGCAUCUGUUCGCCAAGCAGACAGUCAUACGGCGGGAUGGCAUCGAGGUCGAUCGCUACGUGGAGCAAUACGAGGCGGAACGACGCGUCGAACAGCAGGCGCAGGCGCGUCGAGAUCGGCAAAUAGCCGACAACUAUGAUAUACACAUCAGCACGCUGCCCAUAACCAGGGAGAAUACACUGAGGGCGCAGCAGCAGUUGGAGGAGCAGGCGCUGCCACAGCAUCGACGCAGCGUGGCCGAGUAUAGCGGCGAUGAGAGUGGCAUGGAGGAGGCAAUGCCACAGCAACAGCUGCCGCCGGUGCCGCGCAAGAAGCCAGGCAUUGCUGCAACCAGAUUUUCUAGAGUCCGUCAGCCGCCGCUGCCGAUGCCCGUCGAGGCGCACGCCGAGGAGCAGCAGCAAAGGCCAAAAGAGCCGCAGCCCGUGCGCCAGGCAGUUCGCCAAAAUUUGAAGCGUCUGCGCAAGUCCAUCAAGCGCGUGCAUCAGCCAGCCGCCAGGCCAGGCCAGGCUGAUGACACCGAUGACGACGAGGAGCCACAGCAGCAGCAGCAGCAGCAGCGUCAGCCUCAGCCCAAGACGCGAGCCAGCACGGGCGGCACAUUGCGCGCGCGUCUGCGUCGCUUUGCGUCCAGCGAGCAGCUGCAGCAGCGCUGGCGCCGCAGCUUCAAGAGCAACAGCGAAAGCCAGGAUCAGUCGGCACAGCCGUCAGGUGGUGCGGCAGCAAGUGGCGCCGCCUUUGGCUUCGGCAUGGGCGCCCACUUGGAGCGUACGAUGACCAAGCUCAACGAGAAGAUGCAGCAGCUGAAGUUUUUUCAGCGCUCCGGCGCUGACAAAGCAGCGACAGCGGAGGCGGGCAACAAGCCGAAUACCGUUGGCCGCGAGCCCGUUGAGGUCGAUGACGAGGAACUGGAGGCGACCUAUCAUCACAGCGAUAGCAGCGACAGCGAGGACAGCGGCCAGGAUGUGUGCGCCGAUGAGGCAUACGGUCAAAUGGAAUUGGAGCCAGAGCGGGCAUCGUCGCCUGCCUUGGUCAAGCGGCAGACCUUGGCCUCGCUGGCCCAGCUGCAUGCGAGCGCCUCGACAGCCUGGAGCAGCGAAUCGCUGGAGGAGGAUGCAACCGUGGAACAGCAGAUGGCUGCCGCUGCUUCCGACUAUCCGCGCGUGCUCAUCCAUCAGCAGCAUACGGAUGCCUACGAGUCCACGCUCAUUUUGGCUGUGGCCGCAACGCCACCGCCAAAGCCUUCGCCAGUUGUGGAGAAGCAUCAAUGGGUGUCCAAUCAGCAGAUCAUAGCCGACUUCAAGGCCAGCGUUUGGCCAGCGCCCGCCCUGUACAAGCCCAAGAGCAUUGACAUCUUUGAGGGCGAUGGCGGCGCCGCUGCUGCCUUUGCAGAUUUCGAUGAGGCGCUGCGCAACGCGCCAGUGCUGCGAAUCAGCGCCGACAGCAGCUGCGACAGCGGCGAGGAUGCGGACGACAGCAGCUCGCGUGUGACCAAGAUACGACUACAGACGCCGCAGAUUGGCAACAGCUGUGAAAGUCUCAUGGAGCAGCAGCCGCUCGAGGACGAAGAGGAAGUGGAAGAUAAAAAUCAAACCGCUGAUGCGGAGGCGGAUGUGGAUGCGGAUGCGGAUGUGGAUGCGGAUAUGGAUAUGGAUGUUGAUCUUGAUGACCAGGAGGCGCGCAUGGCGGAACGCCCACCAUCCGAAUCGCCGCCACCGCCGCCUUUGCCGCAGCGUCGACCACCGCCACCCAGUACUGUGGCGCCCAUAUAUGAUGCAGUGCCGCCGCCGCUGCCCAUAAGCAAGCCACCACCCAUACAAGCAGCAUCAGCAACGCCGGCACCAGUGGCAGCUGCACCGCUAGUCGUUGCUGCCGCAGCCAGCAGUGUGGCAAGCCUGCCGCAACGCAGCACGUCCAUGACGCGUCCAUCCAAGCCGCUGGUUAAGACCAGCUCGCUGCGUCUCACCUACAACGAGCAAAUGCAUCCCUCCGAUUUCGGCAAAGUGAACAAGCUCAUCUCACGCUUUGAGGGCAGGCCGCGCCUGUGCGCCAGGCGACUGCACAGCGAGGAGCUGACCACAUGCAGCGAUGCGGAUGAUGAGCCAGAGCCAGAGCCGGAGCCGGCCAAACAGGAGCAGCAGCAAACGCCAACAAACGCCAAACAAAGUGCUAUACCCAAUAUUGUGACAACUCAACCAAACCACUCCAACAACAACAACAACAACAACGUUAGCAGCUCAGCUCAAGAUCAGGCUGAGCUGCAGCUCAGCUUGGAUCGCCAAAAUUCGAACUGCAGUCGCAGCGAAUACGGCUCUCCGCUGGCAUAUCCAUUGAGCAACAGUCGGCGCCGCAGCUCAACGCCCACCAUCGCCAGCACGCUGAAUGCCCCGGCUCUGGCGCCGCAAUCGCAGCUGCAGUCGCAGCGUGCGCAGGCGCGCCGCAGCCGACGCUCGAUGACACGCGACGAUGACAACUUUUACAGCUUCGACAGCGAUGAAGAGAACAGUUACUACUCGAUAAGUCCGUCUAGCAGCAGUCGCUAUGUGGUGGAAAUUUGAAUCGAAGAGCCCUAAAAAUACCCGAGAAUUGCCCUAAAAAUACCAAAGAAAUACCGAACAAAUAUCGACAUCGAAACUUAAGCUCUUAAA
Molecule: messenger RNA, 3390 nt
Organism: Drosophila hydei
Lineage: Eukaryota; Metazoa; Arthropoda; Insecta; Diptera; Drosophilidae
Gene: PIP82
Product: serine/arginine repetitive matrix protein 1
Exons: 3
Coding region: 115-3300 (1061 amino acids)
Source: RefSeq, a predicted model, not a curated record